Messenger RNA from Amoebophrya sp. A120, 1921 nucleotides. The record is from the annotation of a GenBank genome assembly. NCBI's taxonomy places the organism in Eukaryota, Dinophyceae, Syndiniales, Amoebophryaceae.
UUCAUCGGUCCCAAAGCGGUAUGGUUGUAGAUCUGUACCCAGGAUUUAGAUCCGAUGGUGUUUUCGCGCAUGGCAAUUCUGCAAAUUCAGGUCUGCGAACGAAAAGCGCUCCGACUAAAAAGCAGGAUCAUGCUCUUCGAUCUGAAGCGAGCACAACAAACUAUCGAUCCUGAUUUUAAUUACUAAGGCUAAGUAAAGAUCCCGAUCCGACGUCGAACGAGACGCAGUCGUUUCAUAUCUGUGUGAUAUGAGGAGUCUAGCUCGUCUCCUAUCUCGAAAGAGGAGACUAAAUUUCCACACGAAGGUUCGGAAUUCUGCAGAGGGACAAAAUGAAGAUCUCCUGUAGUUCGGGCAGAUGCAGUAGAAUUUAAAGAUCAUGUCCACAUCGCGACGUUUUCCCGCUUGAAGAUCUAGGAAAUUUAAAUUCUGCAGAUCCUGCUCUUUGAUGGUCAUCUUGUCAUUGCGCCAAAAAUUUAGAUUCUGACUACUACUACUUCUUUCUCUCACCUAUCCAACAGGGACCUGAUUCAGGGGUAUAUCAGUACUAUACAGUAGGUACACAGAAGUAACAGUCACAAAAACACCACAUCAAGAUGGCGACCUCUUCUAUCAAGCAGAAGAUCGUGAAGAAGCGCACGAAGACCUUUCGUCGCUUCCAGCAGGCCUCCCUGAACAAGACCAAGGGCAACUACUUCAUCCGCAUGCGCACGGGAUGGCGCAAGCCGAAGGGUAUCGAUAACCGCGCCCGCCGAAAGUUCCGUGGAACGACGAUUAUGCCCAAGAUCGGGUAUGGGUCGGCCAAAAAGACCAAGCACAUGCUGCCGAAUGGAUUCUACAAAUUCAAGGUACAUAAAGAAUUUCACUUCAACUAUAGGCUUCUAACCUGAUUCAGAUGCUGCUUUUUACUGGACUGGCACACUGGCUGAUGAUCAUGGAUCUUCAGUGUGAGUAGAAAAUUCUUGUGCGUGAUGUGAGAGACAUAACUGAGCCAGCCUCGAGAUCACCUAACAACAAUAUUUACAUGGCUUGGUAAAACGGAAAAUGCAAUUCCGGCUCUCGUUGCGCUUGCAUGUUUCUGAGUGGUCUUCAUUUGUCCUUCUGACUCUGCAUGCAGAAAAUAUUGGUGCUUUCUAGGAGUGAACGUGCUUCAGACGCACAAGAAAGUCGUCUGCAGUGAUCAUGCUCGUAGACAACUGUUACGCAUAUUACAAACCUCUCCAAUCUCCAAUUCCCCACAGGUCCAGCAGACCUCCGACUUGGAUAUGUUGUUGAUGCACAACGGCAAAUUCGCCGUGGAGCUGGCCCACAACCUGUCUUCCCGCAAGCGCCGGGAGAUCGUCGAGAAGGCCGAGCAGAUGGGUCUCUACAUCACCAACAAGUUCUCCCGCGCCGUCGCGGAGGAGGCUUAAGAUGUGCUUCUGGAAGAAGCGGUGUAUCGAAAGUCGAUUGUUGAAUUGUGGAUGACUGGAUUUCUACACGAAAGGGAAAUUGAAACUGUUACAAGGACAACUCUGUAGUCGAAGUUAUACAUCAAAGAAUUUUAAAAUGCGCGCUUUCUUGAAUUGCGGUCUCGAGGAACAGAAAUCGCAACUGCAUUUGUAGCAGCAUGGAAAAGUAAAUUUAAUCUUUCGUAUUUCAGGAGAGAGACGCUUUGCUUUCUACUGCUUGCAGGCAGUUGUAGAGAGGUCCUCGAGCAACCACGAUGAUGCUGUGAUGUAGACUUGAUGACGGAGACGGACUGAAUCACAACUGCUAACUACUGUACUGUACCGGUGAACAAAAAAAAAGAAGAACGCUGCUAGCGUUUGUGGAGCUCCCUGCAUAAACCAAGUUGUUUGUGCUAGUGCACAGUGAUGUUCUUGUGUCGGCAGAUUGGCAUUUCCUCGUCGUUCCGAAGUUUGCCUUUGCGCGUUGGUACCUG